Messenger RNA from Cooperia oncophora, 645 nucleotides. Lineage: Eukaryota; Metazoa; Nematoda; Chromadorea; Rhabditida; Trichostrongylidae. The record is from the annotation of a GenBank genome assembly.
AUGCGCUCAUUCUUCCUGCUACUAGCUAUUGCUGUCAUGAUCAACGCCGACGGCUAUGGAGCUCCACAGGCUCGCGGUUCCAUCGCUCCGGCUCCAGCUCCUUAUGGUGCACCAUACUCUUCGAAUCAGGUCGUCGCGAUGCCGCAAGUUGUACAGCAGUACCAACCAUACACUGGGCUCUCUCAUCAGCCUAUUCCCAUGGGAAUACAGCAAGUCGGCAUUCCGAUGGGUUACAGCAUGUACUCGAAUGCACCUCAGCAGCUGAAUCAGAAUCCAUACCAACUGUAUGAACGGAAUUCACAGGUUCCUAACUCCCUCUACGUGAACUACCCCCAACAAGGAGUGAACUACCCCCAACAAGGACUCCAAUUUGUUCAACAUCAUCAGCAGCAAGUGGCAGCUUCACCACAAACAAGCACAGUGUUGGCUUCUCCACCAACGGCGUCUUCACCACCACCAAGUGCCGUGGUGGCAGCUGUUCCACCAACAGCAGGCACUGCUUUCCUUUCCUCAUCAGGCACGACACUAACUUCUGCAGUCGGUUUGACGCCUGCUGCUCCGGUUGACCCAUGGGCAUCACUAAGUGCCGCCGUGGUACCAAAGAAAAUUGAGACUAGAAAGAAGAAGAACAGCGAAGGAUUGUAA